Molecule: messenger RNA, 408 nt
Organism: Penicillium angulare
Lineage: Eukaryota; Fungi; Ascomycota; Eurotiomycetes; Eurotiales; Aspergillaceae
Exons: 1
Coding region: 1-408 (135 amino acids)
Source: RefSeq, a predicted model, not a curated record
AUGGAAAAGAGAAGCAGUGCCAGACGGUGCUUGUUAUCAGACUACUCCGAGAUGGGCGCAACUACAGAGCGCUUGAUCAGCGAUCUUCAGAUGACCCCGACAGUGCGGCCAACCCAAUUUGACGAGCAGAAUGGGCUCCCCCGUCGAGAAUACCGUGUGAUGGGUAUGGCGUCUCGACAUUGGCACGCGAGCUCGGUGACAUGCAAUCGAUUGCGGGGGAAGGCAUUGCUCCUACCGCCUCAACGCCAAGCGCCGAGACCGAGUGUUCCUCGCCAAUCCCAACAUGUGGGAAGCAGUGCGAAACUUCCAGCAAAGAGGCCAAUCAUGAAGACCGGCCUCAUACUACACAUUGGUGGCCGGAGGAUCAAUGGCAACCGAAUCAUAUCCCAUGCACUCCUGGACCCUUGA